Olea europaea var. sylvestris is the source of this 1946-nucleotide messenger RNA. Its product is annotated as putative pentatricopeptide repeat-containing protein At3g01580. Gene Ontology annotation, molecular function: protein binding; RNA binding. The transcript has a single exon. The record is from RefSeq and is a predicted model, not a curated record. Gene Ontology annotation, biological process: RNA modification. NCBI's taxonomy places the organism in Eukaryota, Viridiplantae, Streptophyta, Magnoliopsida, Lamiales, Oleaceae. The coding region runs from base 141 to 1742 and encodes 533 amino acids.
ACCGCCAUUGCAGAGUACCUUACCGUUACUGUUGGCGCCAAAAAACAUUACUUUUCUUGAAUUUAAAAUUUUCUCGUCAAAUAUUCUAUAAUUAUUCAACCAAAAGGUUACGUACUUCAAUUUUUCAAGGACUCAGAGAAAUGAAGCCUCUGCAGCAAGUUCAUGCCCACAUAAUCACCUCUGGUGUUUCUGGCAAUAUUUUUUUGUGCAACAGAUUGGUAAAUUCAUAUGCUUUUUGUGGGCUUAUGGCCAAAGCCCAGAUAAUAUUUUCUCAAAUUUUGUAUAAAAAUCUAGUUUCUUGGACUGUUUUAGUAUCAGGGUUCACAAAAAAUGGCCUUUAUAUUGAAGCUAUUGAGGCCUUCCAUGAGAUGAUUAUUAAAGAAAUUAAGCCAAACGAGUUAACAAUAGCGAGUGUUUUGCCAGCUUUUGGGAAAUUGGGAUUUGCCAAGAUGGGAAAAUCAGUACAUUGCUAUUGGAUUAGGAAGAAAUUCAAAGACAAUAUUAUUGUGGAAACAGCUUUUGUUGAUAUGUAUUCAAAAUUUGGGUGCACAAGUGUUGCUAGAUAUGUGUUCGACAAAAUGUCUGUAAGGAAUGUGGUGUCGUGGAAUGUGAUUAUUUCAGGUUAUUCUGAUAAUGGAUUUGGGGAUGAAGCAGUAUCUCUAUUCAAAAAGAUGAAGAGAAAAGGAUUCUAUGCCGAUGUUUUUACCAUGAUGAGCUUAGUUUCGGCUUGUUUGAGCAUGGAAGAUAUUCGAGUAGGAACUGGAGUCCAUGGCUUGAUAAUCAGAAGUGGAUAUGUGAAUGAUCAAUUGCUUAGAACUUUUUUGAUGCAAAUGUAUAUAAGUGGUAAUUCUGCUAGCGAUGCUUAUUGUGUAUUUGAUGAGAUUCCCAUAAAGGAUGUGGUUGCUUGGACAUUGAUGUUGUCAGGGUUUACGAAAAGUGGAGAAUCGAAAAGGUCAGUCGAGCAUUUGAACAAGAUGAUGCGAGUGGACGGGAUUUUGCUGGAUUCUGUUUCUUUGGUCAGUAUCCUUUCCGGUUGCAGCUGUUCAGGAGCUUUGCAGCACGGCCGGAGGGUACAUGCUCUGGUGAUAAAAGCCGGUUUUGAAAGUGAUGUAUUUGUAGGAUCGUCUAUUAUAGACAUGUAUGCUAAUUGUGGAAAUAUGGAGGACGCGAAAAGAUACUUUGAAUGGAUGGAAGAGAAGGAUAUCGUAUGCUGGAAUGCACUAAUAUCUGGUUAUGGAAUGAAUGGCUAUGGAAAUUUUGCAAUUGAUCUGUUUAUGAAGAUUAAGGGUUCAGGUCUAAUCCCAGAUGGGUCAACCAUGGUUUCUAUCUUGUGUGCUUGUAGUCAUGCUGGACUUGUAGAUCAAGGGCUUGAAAUUUUUAAUCAAAUGGUUGCGAAUUGGUCUAUAGUUCCUAGUUUAAAGCAUUAUGUGUGUGUAAUCGACCUUCUUGCUCGUGCCGGACGACUAGAUGAUGCUUAUGCACUGAUGAAGAGGAUGGAUGUGCACCCAGACAUUUAUAGUGCCUUGCUUAGUGCUUGUCAGGUUCACAAGAACGUCGAGAUGGGAAUUAAGAUCUCUCGAAAACUAUUCGAGUCGAGACCUAAUGAUGUGGGGCAGUAUGUAUUGCUCUCAAACAUGUAUGCUUUAGCUGGAAACUGGGAUGAUGCGAAAAGUACUAGAAUAUAUUUGAGAUCAAGAAAAUUGAAGAAGGAACCAGGUUUCAGUUCAACUGAGAUAGAUUGAGGAAUUCCUGAAAGGCAUGAUAAUCGAAACAAAAGCAGAAAUUCUUGAAAAUAAGUAAAAGUCUCUUAAACCAAAAAUUGUUUAGAUAGUUUAAAUUUUUUCUACCUGUGAAAAUAUUACGUUUUUGAAUGUAAGUCUUCACUUGCUGUCAAAAGUAACUUAUUUCAAAUUUGACCAAUAAAAUAUUUAUUAUUUUAAAAUCAA